Molecule: messenger RNA, 1671 nt
Organism: Ailuropoda melanoleuca (giant panda)
Lineage: Eukaryota; Metazoa; Chordata; Mammalia; Carnivora; Ursidae
Gene: FGFBP1
Product: fibroblast growth factor binding protein 1
Exons: 3
Coding region: 561-1328 (255 amino acids)
Biological process (GO): cell-cell signaling
Molecular function (GO): growth factor binding
Source: RefSeq, a predicted model, not a curated record
UCUCCCACUUCCCCUGCUUGUGUUCCCUCUUGCUGUGUCUCUCUGUCAAAUAAAUAAGAUCUUUAAAAAAGAAAGAAAGAAAGAAGGAAGGAAAGAAAGAAAAUGUUCUGCAAGCUUGCAGCAGCAACUUUCCAGAGCACUUGGUUCCAGAGUGGUGUCAUUGUCAACUACUAACAAGGUUGCUCAACAGAGCCGGAGAGGGGAUAAAAGCUUUUCCUGGUAGUUAAGAGUCUUGUCUAAGGGAAGGGCAGUGGCUUUGAAUUUAGCCGAUUGGCAGAUGGCCUUCUACCACAGUAGGGUUUCCAGACUUGUCACUCGCACUACAGGGCAACUGCACCCAGAGGACUCCGUCAGCUUUCACUGGGAACUCAGACCCAGGCAUCCUCAGACCUUCCUGGGAGCCAUCUCCAGGGAGCCAAAGCCUCCCGGGACUUCAAUAAAAAGGACCUUCCCUGCCUGACACAGCAGAUGAGACAGCUGUAAGCCUGCAAGCUCACACUCAUAUCUGGGAUUACACUGGAUCUGCAUACUCAGAACAAGGUUUCCACCAAGCUGAAGCCAUGAGGAUCCAUAGCCUCACCCUGCUCUUCCUUCUUCUGGCUGCUCAGAUGUCAUUGGUGAAGGGCAAAAACAAAGUAAAGAAUAGACAUGUCAGCAAAGGCAUCAGAGAUAAAUUGCAUACUCUGGAAGAGACCCAGGUUGAGCCACCCAAGCACCUGACCAAAGGCAAGUUUGUCACCCAAGACCAUGCCAACUGCCGAUGGGUGGUGACUGAGCAAGAAGAGGGCAUUGUCCUGAAGGUUGAGUGCACCCGACAGGACAACCAAUUUUCCUGUGUCUUUACUGGCAAUCCAACUUCCUGCCUAGAGUCAAACAAAAAGAAUGUCUAUUGGAAACAAAUUGGUCGGAACCUGCGCUCUCAGAAGGUCAUCUGUGGGGACGCCAAAACUGUCCUGAAAACCAAGGUGUGCAGAAAGAAGUUUCCAGAAUCCAAUCUCAAGCUGGUGAACUCCACUCUGAUUCAGAACAAGAAACCCAGCCAGGAGUUAACAAAGCCCUCUCCCAGGAAGCAAAGCAAAGUCAAUAAGGCCUCCCUCAUGGAACCUAACAAGGUCAAAGAGUUAUCCCAUAAGAAGCAGAUAAAGGUCGGAGAGACUACCCCCUCUGGCUCAGUGGAGACUCAGACCAUAGCCACCAAGGAUCCCAAGUGUGUGGAGGACCCAGACUUAGUAAAUCAGACAAAGACGGCCCUGGACUACUGUGGGGAAUCCUGGAGCUCUUUCUGCAAAUUCUUCAUCACCAUGGUCCAGGGCAGUUCAUGCGAAUAAGUCAAAAGAGAACAGAGAGCUUUAGGAAGUCCUAUGUCAAAGCCCUUCGGUAUGCGGUAAAGCUCUCUGAGUAAAAUUAACAUCUGUGCUAUGAGAGUGCCGUGGAAUAUUUAAACAGAUUUUAUAACUUUUCUUUUUGUGUUUUGGAAUUUGCUUUUUUUUCAUUUCCUUAAAUUUUAUUUUCAGAGGUUGUUUACCUCAGUAUAUGUUUCCAUGGCCCACAAAGCUAUGUGUAUUAUAAGCAGUGAGGUCCAUUCUUUGAGCUGAAUGAGCCAGAGUGAUGAUUCAAUGCACUUUCUGCUGAAUUAACAAAGUUAAUAAAGCUCUGGGUAUUUUUCAGAAA